Messenger RNA from Arctia plantaginis, 3969 nucleotides. Lineage: Eukaryota; Metazoa; Arthropoda; Insecta; Lepidoptera; Erebidae. The record is from the annotation of a GenBank genome assembly.
AUGAAACGCGAUGAGUCGGUAAGAAGCCUUACCAAAAUACGCCGAACGAGCAUUGGACAGACGUCGUCCAUCGGCGGCUGGCGCCAGAACUCCCUGACCAUCUCCCAACUUGCACACACUUCCUAUCUAACCGAGAAGGGCUUAGAACAAGAAGCUGAGCGAGAAGAGGACAAGCAGUUCGCGGCUCCCGUCUCUUGGUUGCAACUGUAUAGGUACGCGACACCAUGCGAAAUUCUGUGGCUUCUUUUCGCUGUGCUCAACGCGUGCAUCAAUGGCCUGUUUGUCCCCGUGGGGGUCAUAAUAUAUGGCGAGUUCACUGCCCUUCUCAUCGACCGAACCGUCAUGACAGGCACUUCCGUGGAAACCAUUACUAUAUCGUUGUUCGGGGGUGGCAGAAUACUAACAAAUGCAUCGAGAGAAGAGAACAGGAUAGCGCUGAUUGAGGACUCACAGGCUUUUGGAAUAGGAUGUUUAGUGUUCUCUGUUGGACAGUGUAUUGCCGCCGCGAUCAGCGUGGACAUUUUCAAUUACAUGGCUCUGAAACAGAUUGACAGAGUCAAGCAACUUUUCCUCCGAAGUGUUCUUCGCCAGGAUGUCUCCUGGUAUGACCUGAACACUACCAUGAAUUUCGCAACGAAAGUCUCGGAUGAUAUUGAGAAGUACCGCGAGGGUAUUGCGGAGAAGGUACCAAUCUUUAUCUACUUAGUGAUGUCGUUUGUCACGGCCAUCAUCAUCUCCAUCUUUUAUGGUUGGAAACUUACCUUGGUCAUCUUGUCGUGUACACCUAUCAUCAUAGCGACAACGGCUGUGGUUGCUAAGGUUCAAGCAUCACUGACUACAAAAGAAUUGAAAGCUUACAGUAUCGCCGGUGUUAUUGCGGAAGAAGUACUCUCUUCUAUACGCACUGUGGUGGCAUUUGGUGGAGAAAAGAAAGAAAUAGACAGAUACGAAGUUCGUUUGGAUCCAGCAAAGAAAACAGGGACAAAAAAGGGCAUAUUUUCAGGUGUUGGCAGUGGUAUCAUGUGGUUUAUAAUAUACGCUACAUACGCACUGUCUUUCUGGUAUGGCGUUGGACUAAUCCUCGAUAGCAGAAGUGAGGAAAAACCGGUGUAUACUGCAGCCGUACUCAUGAUUAUUUUCUUCAGUGUACUCCAAGGAGCUCAGAAUGUGGGAUUGACAGCUCCUCACAUGGAAGCUAUUGCAACCGCCCGAGCCUCAGCUGCUUCUAUCUUUCACGUGAUAGAUCGAAAACCAGUCAUAGAUAUAUUUUCUACUGAAGGAGAAACGCCUACUCUGGAUGGAGACAUCGAGCUUAAGGAUGUAUAUUUCAGAUAUCCUGCAAGAGCUGAUGUGCAGGUAUUAAAUGGUCUAAGUCUUAAGAUCCCUCAAAAUGAAACGGUGGCGCUAGUGGGUCCAAGUGGAUGCGGUAAAUCCACCGUGCUGCAGUUAAUCCAGAGGUUGUAUGAUCCUGCUUCAGGCAGUGUGCUAGCAUCAGGCAACGAUCUGCGAAACCUUCAUGUACGACAUCUGAGGAAUCACAUCGCAGUCGUUGGACAAGAACCUGUUCUCUUCGCUGGUACCAUCAAAGAAAAUAUCAGAAUGAGUAAUCCAAAAUGUACAGACGAAGAAAUUUACGAUGCGGCGAAACAGGCUCACUGUCACGAAUUUAUUAAAAGAUUACCCGAUGCUUACGACACUAUGAUUGGUGAGAGGGGAGCUCAGCUGUCAGGAGGACAAAAACAACGCAUCGCUAUAGCCAGAGCUUUGGUGAGAAAGCCAAAACUACUGCUAUUAGAUGAGGCUACGUCGGCUCUGGAUUCACAAAGCGAGGCCAAAGUACAGAGAGCUCUGGACUCAGCGGCGGCCGGUCGAACAACCGUCAUGGUGAGCCACAGGUUGUCAACUGUACUGAACGCGAACCGUAUCGUCUUUAUUGAUAAAGGUGUGGUUGUGGAAGAAGGAACACACAAAGAACUCGUUGAAAAGAGGGGGCGCUACUAUCAGCUCGUCAGAGAAAAUGAAGCAAAGACAGAAACUGAGAACACAUCUACUGAUGUGAAACCAGCAUCGCGGAAGAAAUUGGUGAAACUAAAGUCAGUGGAGUCUGCGGCUAGUGCCGACGAUGAGUCUGAAACCAGCAUAGAAGAGGAAAAAGAGGAAGAGGAAUUUCAUCCAACUACGUGGCAGAUCCUGAAACUAUGCGAGCCAGAGAAGUGGCUAAUGGUUGCUGGAGUAUUUGCCGCUAUUUGUGUCGGUGCAUCCUUCCCUCUCUUUGCUGUAUUAUUUGGAGAGACAUACGGGUUACUCGAACAUCCAGAUUCAAACUUGGUUCGGGCUGGCACAAACGUGAUUGCGUUAUUGUUCCUCGGUGUUGGUGUCAUUACCGGAGUUGGAAUAUUCUUUCAAAUAUACAUAUUUAACUUGACUGGAGUUCGGCUUACAGCUCGGCUUAGGGUCGCAGCAUUCAAGGCCAUGCUUGCUCAAGAAAUUGGUUGGUUUGACCACCCUAGAAAUGGAGUAGGCGCUUUGACUGCUCGACUGGCGGCAGAUGCAGCGGCUGUCCAAGGCGCUACUGGAACCCGGAUCGGAGCGCUCAUGCAAGCAUCAGCCACAAUAGUUAUCGGUAUCCUGCUGUCGAUGUUAUUUACGUGGAAAAUGACUCUGAUGUCGUUGAUAUCGGUGCCAUUGAUCAUAGGCGCAGUGGUCCUCGAAGGUAGAGUGCUAUCCGUCGGGCUUGACCUCGUCCGUGAAGUUUCAUACAAAGCUACUACGAUAGCUACGGAAGCCAUUGCAAAUAUCAAGACUGUUUGUGCUUUCUGUGGUGAAGAAGAAGUGUUGCGCCGAUACCAAGAAGCCUUCGUUGGGGGCCGGGUGGCAGCGCGCAAGAGUUUGCGGUUCCGUGGUUCAGUGUUUGCCUUCGGACAGACGGCUCCCGUCGCCGGGUACGCGAUCUCACUCUGGUAUGGAGGUGUCCUCGUCGCUAACCAGGAAAUACCGUAUAAAAAUGUCAUCAAAGUGUCGGAGGCACUGAUUUUCGGCUCGUGGAUGAUGGGCCAGGCGCUGGCAUUCGCGCCGAAUUUUGGUGCUGCGGUAUCAGCGGCGGGCCGCGUCAUGACCCUACUGGCGCGGAAACCCAAGAUCACCAGCACUACCACACCCAACUUGGAAAAGAACUAUGUUGCUCAAGGCAAGAUCGAGUACCAGAGCAUAGAAUUCCGCUACCCGACACGUCGUGAAGUGAAAGUUCUUCAGGGACUAUCUUUAGUAGUGCCAAGUAGCAAGCGAGUGGCAUUGGUUGGUCCCAGCGGUUGCGGCAAGUCUACUCUUAUACAACUUCUGCAACGUCUUUACGAUCCAGAUGAUGGCGCUGUGUUUUUGGAUGAUUGUAGCAUCGAGAGCGACAUGCGGCUGUGCACGUUACGCUCCAACCUCGGUAUCGUAUCGCAAGAGCCGGUGUUAUUCGACCGCAGCAUACGAGAAAACAUUGAAUACGGAGACAACAGUCGGGAAAUAAGCAUCGAAGAAGUUGUGUCUGCGGCCAAAAAGGCAAACGUUCACGGCUUUAUCGCUGCUUUACCUAAUGGCUAUGAGACCAGAAUCGGCGCCAGAGCAUCCCAGUUGUCCGGCGGCCAGAAGCAGCGGAUAGCUAUCGCCCGGGCUCUGGUCAGAAACCCUCGCGUUUUACUCUUAGACGAGGCUACAUCAGCCCUCGACACGCAGAGUGAAAAGAUAGUGCAGGAUGCGUUGGACAAGGCAAGCGAAGGGCGAACAUGUCUGAUCAUAGCUCACCGUCUUUCAACCAUACAGAACGCCGAUGUGAUUGUAGUGAUAAAUAAAGGUAUUGUUGCCGAGAUGGGAACUCACAAGGAACUCAUCGCCCGCAAAGGCAUAUACGCAAAACUCUACCAGUUGCAGUGCGGCUUCGCUGAAGAGGGAGAGGAUGAGGUAGACCCAGGAAAAGAAGAAUAA